Coniosporium apollinis CBS 100218 is the source of this 384-nucleotide messenger RNA. RefSeq lists its product as uncharacterized. The record is from RefSeq and is a predicted model, not a curated record. Lineage: Eukaryota; Fungi; Ascomycota; Dothideomycetes. Bases 1 to 384 code for a protein of 127 amino acids. The transcript is spliced from 3 exons.
AUGGAUUUCUACGAGCGCAAGAUCUCCAUCACCGACGACCUCCUCGCCGACGACACCAUCCGCGUCAAGCCCCCCCUCCGCCGCGCCGAAUCUCUCCCCAACAUCCGGCUAUGCCAACCCACGAGGUGGGUUCCACCAUCAGGUCGAACUCCCGUGGAGGGCGCGGAGCCGCCAGCGGCCAGGAACUCCUGGUUCAAAAUCACCAUCAAUCACCUCCGCUCAAUUCUCGAGACGCCUAGCUGGCCUGGCAAGCCAAAGAUCCUCGCGAAGCAAGAGAUGGCGCAGAACUAUCGUCGGCGGCCUCCAAUGUUGAGGGUAGAGGAGAGGAUCGCUAAAGCCAUGCGAUUCCUUGAGGAAGAAGAUCUUGCUGCUCGCACGGCUUGA